Molecule: messenger RNA, 2582 nt
Organism: Sardina pilchardus (European sardine)
Lineage: Eukaryota; Metazoa; Chordata; Actinopteri; Clupeiformes; Clupeidae
Gene: kcnk3a
Product: potassium channel, subfamily K, member 3a
Exons: 3
Coding region: 114-1289 (391 amino acids)
Biological process (GO): potassium ion transmembrane transport; stabilization of membrane potential
Cellular component (GO): plasma membrane
Molecular function (GO): outward rectifier potassium channel activity; potassium ion leak channel activity; open rectifier potassium channel activity
Source: RefSeq, a predicted model, not a curated record
CCGGUGCACCCCCGGUCCUCUCUGACCAGACCAAGCGGAGCCAUGAACCAGCCCAGCUCGCCAUCCUCAAGAUCCACCGUCAAACUUCUGGAGCCCCCCUACUCACCCUGACCAUGAAGAGGCAAAACGUGAGGACCCUCGCGCUGAUCAUUUGCACGUUUACCUACCUGCUGGUCGGAGCGGCUGUUUUCGAUGCCUUGGAGUCUAAAAAGGAGACUACCCAGAAGAGAAAGCUGGACGCCAGGAAACGGGAGCUGAUGGAGAAAUACAACUUGUCCAAAGUCAACUUCGAUGAGCUGGAGGGGGUGGUAUUGCAGCUGAAGCCGCACAAGGCAGGAGUCCAGUGGAAAUUCGCAGGUUCUUUUUACUUCGCCAUCACUGUGAUCACGACCAUAGGCUACGGUCACGCCGCUCCCAGCACGGACGGCGGCAAGGUGUUCUGCAUGUUCUACGCGCUGCUGGGCAUCCCGCUGACGCUGGUGAUGUUCCAGAGCCUGGGCGAGCGCAUCAACACGCUGGUGCGCUACCUGCUGCACCGGCUCAAGCGGUGCCUGGGCCUGCGCCGCGCCGAGGUCAGCAUGGCCAACAUGGUGUUCAUCGGCUUCGUCUCGUGCAUGAGCACGCUGUGCGUGGGCGCGGCCGCCUUCUCGCGCUACGAGGACUGGAGCUUCUUCCACGCCUACUACUACUGCUUCAUCACGCUCACCACCAUCGGCUUCGGCGACUACGUGGCGCUGCAGAAGGACCACGCGCUGCAGACCAACCCCAAGUACGUGGCGUUCAGCUUCAUCUACAUCCUGACGGGCCUGACGGUCAUCGGCGCCUUCCUCAACCUGGUGGUGCUGCGCUUCAUGACCAUGAACGCCGAGGACGAGCGGCGGGACGCCGAGCAGCGGGCGCUGCUGUCCCGGGUCGGGGGCGUCGGAGGUGGAGGAGGAGGAGGAGGAGGAGGAGGAGGAGGAGGCGGCGGGGGAGGCGGGGCCGGUCGCGGGCUGCGGAACGUCUACGCCGAGGUGCUCCACUUCCAGUCCAUGUGCUCGUGCCUGUGGUACAAGAGCCGCGAGAAGCUGCAGUACUCCAUCCCCAUGAUCAUCCCGCGCGACCUGUCCACCUCCGACACCUACGUGGAGCAGGGCGAGGCCUUCUCCAGCAGCCCGCUGCCGCUCCACCCCAACGGCUGCGCCUGCGGCGGUCUGCAGCGGCCCUCGGCCAUCAGCUCCGUCUCCACCGGCCUGCACACCCUGGUGCCCUCGUACCGCGGACCUUCCAAACGGCGCUGCUCCAUCUAGUGGCGCGGAGGUCACGUUUGUUUGCGUCGGCCUCCGGCGGCGGAGGCCUGUUUUUUGCCUGGAUGUAGAGUCUAGAGGAAGGCUUUGUUUUAUUUUCCUUUUCCAGAGUAUUUCUACAGAUAAACUUCCGGAAAGGAAAAGCGCAGAAAUGGUUCCUUCCUCCCCAACAAAAACAUACUCUAUGCUACGUACAGUACUGUAUGCUACACUGUGGAUAACAAGAGUUUUAAUGAAGGAAUCAUAUACUGUAGAUUAUAAGAAUGCUUGUAGUCGUUACAAUGACCUGACUUUAUGUGAAGUAUGUAUUUUUUUCUAACAGAAUCCUAACAAAGAACACUUUCGAACAUUAGUUCACACAAGUAAAAAGUGUACAUAUAGAUAUAUAUUUGUUAUAAGACAACUAUUUAAGCUACAUAAUGCAGUGGUAUGGAGAGGGAGACUUUCACUUUCUGUUGGUAGAUUCCAAUACAUAUUCUUACAUAUCUCUUUAUCCGAGCUGCAGUUUUAAGCCAAACACUUCCUAAACGACACCUCUGUCACUUUGUCUUUGUGGUAUGUCAUUUUGCGGUUUCUCAGUCAUCCUUGUUGGUUUUUUUUGUUGUUUUUUUUUAGUUUUGCUUGUUUGUUAUGUACUUGUUUUAAAACAAUAAAUAAUCAUAUGCAUUUGACCAUUUGAUUCUGAGCACAUGGUGCGCCACUGUGUAUAGUAAACUACAUUUAGUUCAACACACUGCUGCACUUUAGAUCACCGUGUUUCUUUUGUUUUGUUUUGUUUCGUUCGUUUUUUUCUUGUUUGUUUGUUUUGUUUAGUACACUGUCCAACAGUGCACACUCAUUGAACUGAGUUUAAUUUAUGAUGAUGCACCUUUUUUUGUUUCAUUUACCAGGAUGAUCAUUGUAUCUUCUGUUGAUUGCAUGGUUGUUAUUGUUUGUAAUGAGACCACUAAUAUGUCUGUUGUUUUCAUGUCCUACCCUGGAGUAAAGCACCAGGGUUUUUAAAAGAUUCCAUCUAGGCCAGUGAGGAGGUGAUAUCCGCCAGCUCCGUGUCUUACCUCUCUGCAUUUCCAAAAUUGGGAAUGACCGAUGUGUCCGUUUGGAAAAAUUCCAUGUGGACACAUUGUGAAUGGAAUGUUAUGGAUGUCUUUUUGGGAGCAUUUAAUAAGGGGGACAGAAAGAAAUACUCUAUCUCAGUCAGAUCCGGGCUUAUCUGGAUGGCAAUACUGAACUGUCUCUUUGAGAGUUGGAAUUUACCUGCCAUUGAUAAUUCUAAUUUUAUGAAUAAAGAAAAAAAAA